Molecule: messenger RNA, 686 nt
Organism: Pantherophis guttatus
Lineage: Eukaryota; Metazoa; Chordata; Lepidosauria; Squamata; Colubridae
Gene: MRPL20
Product: mitochondrial ribosomal protein L20
Biological process (GO): translation
Cellular component (GO): ribosome
Molecular function (GO): structural constituent of ribosome; rRNA binding
Source: RefSeq, a predicted model, not a curated record
CCCUUUGCGCCCAGGCAUUUUUUUUUUUUUUUUUUGCAGCAAUUGCUUCUGAGACUGGCCGGGCAGCCGGAGGGGGAAAAGGAAGGGAAUUGCACCGCGUGGCUCGGUCACCUCCAGCCUGCAACCGGGCGACCGCCUCUUUUGCAAAACUCCGGGUCGCUGGCAUGGUUUUCCUUACUUCCGCGCUUUGGCUCCGGAGCCGGGUGACCGACCGAUUUUGGCGCAAGCAGCUGAUCCUCAAACAUGCCCUGCAUUUUCGUGGACGGAAGAACCGCUGCUAUAGCUUGGCCUACCGAGCUGUUCGGAGGGCCUUUGUGUACGCCACCAAGGCCAGAUAUCUGAAAAAGAGAGAUAUGAGGACGCUUUGGGAAACCAGGAUCGAAGCGGCUUCGCUGGAGCACGGUGUGAAGUACCAUAAUUUCAUGAGCGGCCUUUAUAAGUGUCAAGUAGAACUGAACCGGAAAUCAUUAGCUGAUCUAGCCAUCUAUGAACCAAAGACAUUCAAAUCUUUAGCUGCUUUAGCCAAGAGAAGAGGGGAAGAAGGACUCCUUGCAGCCCAAGGAGAAGGAAAGGAACCCGAAGGAAUAUUUUCCCGCCUAGUGAAACAUCUGUGAAGGGGACGUGCUCCCAAUGAGCUCUGCUCAAAUGAAAAAAGAGACAUUUUAAAAAUAAAAAUGUUGAUUUUU